UGAGAGCAUCGCAGCGUGGGUUGCUGACGGGCCAGCAAGAGUCUAGACUCUAGAGCCUAACCAGAGUUAGGCAGGGGGGAAGAAGAACGAAGACCACGACGAGUAAUAAGGUGAUUCUGUUGGCGAUAGAGAGAUCAUGGCUUUCGCUGCUGUCUUCUUCUUCGCGAUGUUCCUAGCCGCAUCCUGGCUGGUGGCGCAGCCGGUUAUGGCGCAACAGGGUCAGCAGUCUAUUCCUGAUUUGAUCGAGGGAUCCACGGCACGUAAGGAUUUGGGUGUUUUCGCUGAGAGUUUGCGAUCCGUCCCGGAUGCUCUUCAAGCGAUGGAGAGUCAGCGUCAAAAAACCUGAAGGGGUGACCAUCUUCGCACCCACCGACGAAUCGCUGCUCGCUGCGCCGGAGUCUGUUACACAAUGUCUGCGACAAUCACCUCGAUCCAAUGAGAUUGCGUCGGCUUUCUUGCUAUCUCACGCGAUUCCCGGGAGUCUGCCGAUCGACGCGCAGACGACGAAGGUCAGCCAGUCGCCGAAUGGCAAGUUCACUGGCAAGUUCACUGGCAAGUUCAUGCAGCCCACGUUGGCGGGAGGAGACUCCAGCGCCGUCGUUAUCCGCCAAGCGGCAUCAAGGUACCCUGGCGCAAAUACAGGCAUCUUCGUGGAUGAUGCGCAGAUCUUACCGGAUGGGUCCAACGUCGUGACUGCUUCGGGUCUCGUCGUGCACGCCAUCGAUGGGCCGAUUCUUACUCCGCAUGUCGUGCAGAUGCUCAGCGAAGCCUGUCCGGGGGCGGUGCCCUCCGCCCCACCUCCGCUCACUCCGGUGGACGGCAGUAGGAGCGCACGGACAUGGGGAGGAGGUGUCACAGCUUCGCUAAGAUACAGCGAUGGAGCGACUAGGAGGGAGGAGGAGCGGCACUAACGCACCGUCACGCGAAAUGGCAGAGAGCUGGACCCCCAGUUGGUCUUUUGACUCUAUGUUGAUUGUAUGUCAGCAGGCAAUAAUGUCGGUCGAGCUCAGCCCGUUGAUUGUCGCCUUGCAUCCACGGAAUCACGGAUGUAGCCUGUUUGAGCAAGCGGAACGUCGUUGAAGACAAGAAAGCAGACAGGGAACUGACGCACGAGAGGGAUAUGGUGAAUUUGCCGACGGGCGACUGGACAAGUGGAAUUUUAAACAAGCACCGACAUGAGGAUCGAGGAAAGUUUAGAGUAAACGAGGAAAAAGAAUCUGUUUCSACUUGUCAAUGAGCGUUUGUAAUUGAUAGAAGCUGAUUACGUCAUGAUCUCUCGUUAACUGGAGUCGUUGUCUGUCUGUGGGUGAGAUAUCAGAUAUGUCGUGUUCGUUCCAGUUCAAGUAGGAAAUGAUGAACCAUAGACAGACAUGUCGACGUGUGCCUUGAAGU
Chara braunii is the source of this 1392-nucleotide messenger RNA. Lineage: Eukaryota; Viridiplantae; Streptophyta; Charophyceae; Charales; Characeae. The record is from the annotation of a GenBank genome assembly.